Messenger RNA from Acanthoscelides obtectus, 249 nucleotides. Lineage: Eukaryota; Metazoa; Arthropoda; Insecta; Coleoptera; Chrysomelidae. The record is from the annotation of a GenBank genome assembly.
CAACGUAAACAGUACGACUUCAGUUCUCGGGGUAGCGCGUCGGCGGUAGGUCAGUGCUACCAAAUCGCGCCACGCCACGCGUCUUUUGUGCCGCUUGUGAAGUUUAUAUCAAGAGGCAAAGUGUGAUGGUACAGGGUCCAGUUGAGAUGGAAAAAUUAGCAGAACUAGGUCCAGUUAUAGUUGAAGGCCCAACAGAAAGGCAAACUAGGGACUAGGGCAGUUUGCUGAAAUGUAAGUGUAUUUAGGGUU